GGCCAACACUGGAACACUCUCGCUCAUGUCAUUUUACCGCAAAGUGCUGACCAACUCAAGGGAAACAACAGAGCAAAAUUUACAUUCCGUUCCAGACUUGAAGGUUAUUACUGGCUUAACUGAUGGAAGCCACAAAACGGUUCGGGUUACCUGUGUAGUGUCAUAGUCACGGCCUCCCUGUGGAAUCAAGAUGGCGGACCCCGACGAGACAGUAUUGUCGGAUGUGCAUGUUUAUCUCCCUUUUCAAAGGACAAGACGCGAGAAUUGUGCUGUGACAAGGUUUUACAUCUGUAGUCCAUCAAUGAGUUGUGGUGGUGCCUCCACAACAGCACCAAUUGCUGGCAAGGAGGGGGGGCACACACCAGGUGAUAAACACCUGUCCGUCAUAGAGGGGACUGAUUAUAGACACCUGUCUGUCAUGGAGGGGACUGAUGAUAGACACCUGUCCGUCAUGGGGGUGAUGAAUGAUGCAAGCAAUUCACUGCAUCCAUUUGAUGAUGACGGUGACCUGGUGAUACGCCGCAGAUGUCCCAAACAUUCUGAGUGUUUGGAUGUCAUCACAAUCGAGCACAGCCUUUCAACUGUUCUCAAGGAAGUGGGUUUGCAGGUCUGGAGAGGGGCUCUAUUGUUAUGUGAUUUCCUAAUUCAUAAUGAAAGGUUGUAUUCUGGAUGCACUGCGCUGGAGCUAGGUGCUGGGGUGGGUCUUUGUAGCAUUGUCUUAGCAAGGCUUGCUAAGAGAGUCUUCUGUACAGAUGUUGGUGAUGAUAUCUUGAAAAAUUGUCUGCAAAAUGUUGAGAUAAAUUCUCAUUUGUUCAAGAACAAAUCAGAUACAGAUAAGACUGUAAAAGUGCGUAGACUUGACUGGAUAAGCACCUGUUUGGAGCAAGGUUCAGAUGAAUUCAGCUGGAGUGCAGAAGACAGGGAGGAGAUGGAGUAUAUUAAACUAAUAGUGGCCGCCGAUGUGAUAUAUGAUGAUGACUUGACUGAUGCAUUUUUAUCUCAAAUACUUUGUCUCUUUGCUUCAAACUCAUCCAGAGUUGUUCUCUUGGCACUAGAAAAGAGGCUGAACUUUACUUUGGAGUACUUAGAUGUUGCAUGUCCUGCUUACAUUCACUUCACAGCCAAGUUAAGACACCUUCAACAACAAGGAUUGCUGUUUACCCGUCAGCUUCCCCUGGACUUUCCAAAUUACAUCCAGUAUGACAGGGUCAGGGAACUAGAAUUAUGGGAGAUCAAGCCAAGGUAGCCCAAGUUGGUUCACCUGUGUAUGCUGUGGUCUUGUGAUGGAAUGGUAUGAAGCAAGGUCUGAGAAGAUUUGUGUGUCAUGUGGUCAUAGCCUGUUUAUUGGAUAAAGGUUUCCAUAUAAGGUUUUACCUUCCCAGGGUUAGAACGACCUGUUUAGAGAAUGAUGAGUCCUCAAUGUCAUCCAAGGUCUCUGGCAGAAGCCUUCCUUUGGUCUCGGCCAGGGAUGCUACCGUAGCCAAAAUGAGAGCAAAGCAAACAGCAACAAAGGAAGUGUGCGCUGUGAAUCUCCCAUCAUGACAAUAAAUGGUGCCAAAAUCGCCCCAACUUUGACUGGCAGAGUUGUAUUCAAGUGGGCUGGAAGUUAAUAUAACAGUAAUAGGAUUACUCAAAUAAACCCCCCACUUCAUGAAUAUAACUUUGUAAAUAAAAGAAACUGCAAUCAGAUGCAGGCAGAGUAAGGCCUGAUGACCCUCCCCCCUCCGCCACCAAGCCAAACUUGGAAAGUCCAGACAUUACCUUAUUUGGCUUGCUGCCCAGCCCAGUAGUGCAAGUGCCAAAGCAAAACCUGGACAUAGGUACCAUAGCUGUACAUAGGUACCAUACCUGUACAUAGGUACCAUACCUGUACAUAGGUACCAUACCUGUACAUAGGUGCCGUACCUGUACAUAGGUGCCAUACCUGUACAUAGGUGCCAUACCUGUACAUAGGUGCCAUACCUUUACAUAGGUACCAUACCUGGACAUAGGUACCAUACCUGGACAUAGGUACCAUACCUGUACAUAGGUACCAUACCUGUAUGUAGGUACCAUACCUUUACAUAGGUACCAUACCUGUACAUAGGUGCCAUACCUGUAUGUAGGUACCAUACCUGUACGUAGGUACCAUACCUUUACAUAGGUACCAUACCUGUACAUAGGUGCCAUACCUGUAUGUAGGUACCAUACCUGUACGUAGGUACCAUACCUGUAUGUAGGUACCAUACCUGUACAUAGGUGCCAUACCUGUAUGUAGGUACCAUACCUGUACAUAGGUGCCAUACCUGUACGUAGGUACCAUACCUGUACAUAGGUGCCAUACCUGUAUGUAGGUACCAUACCUGUAAAUAGGUACCAUACCUGGACAUAGGUACCGUACCUUUACAUAGGUACCAUACCUGUACAUAGGUGCCAUACCUUUACAUAGGUACCAUACCUGUAUGUAGGUGCCAUACCUGUAUGUAGGUACCAUACCUGUACGUAGGUACCAUACCUUUACAUAGGUACCAUACCUGUACAUAGGUGCCAUACCUGUAUGUAGGUACCAUACCUUUACAUAGGUACCAUACCUGUACAUAGGUGCCAUACCUGUACGUAGGUACCAUACCUGUACGUAGGUACCAUACCUUUACAUAGGUACCAUACCUGUACAUAGGUGCCAUACCUGUAUGUAGGUACCAUACCUGUACGUAGGUACCAUACCUUUACAUAGGUACCAUACCUGUACGUAGGUACCAUACCUUUACAUAGGUACCAUACCUGUACAUAGGUGCCAUACCUGUACAUAGGUGCCAUACCUUUACAUAGGUACCAUACCUGUACAUAGGUACCAUACCUGUACAUAGGUACCAUACCUGUACAUAGGUGCCAUACCUGUAUGUAGGUACCAUACCUGUACGUAGGUACCAUACCUGUACAUAGGUGCCAUACCUGUACGUAGGUACCAUACCUUUACAUAGGUACCAUACCUGUACAUAGGUGCCAUACCUGUACGUAGGUACCAUACCUGUACAUAGGUACCAUACCUGUACAUAGGUGCCAUACCUGUAUGUAGGUACCAUACCUUUACAUAGGUACCAUACCUGUACAUAGGUGCCAUACCUGUACGUAGGUACCAUACCUUUACAUAGGUACCAUACCUGUAUGUAGGUGCCAUACCUGUAUGUAGGUGCCAUACCUGUACAUAGGUACCAUACCUUUACAUAGGUGCCAUACCUGUAUGUAGGUACCAUACCUGUAUGUAGGUGCCAUACCUGUACAUAGGUACCAUACCUUUACAUAGGUGCCAUACCUGUAUGUAGGUGCCAUACCUGUACAUAGGUACCAUACCUUUACAUAGGUGCCAUACCUGUAUGUAGGUACCAUACCUGUACGUAGGUACCAUACCUGUACAUAGGUACCAUACCUGGACAUAGGUACCAUACCUUUACAUAGGUACCAUACCUUUACAUAGGUACCAUACCUGUACAUAGGUACCAUACCUUUACAUAGGUACCAUACCUUUACAUAGGUACCAUACCUGUACAUAGGUACCAUACCUGUACAUAGGUACCAUACCUGGACAUAGGUACCGUACCUGGACAUAGGUACCAUACCUGUACCUAGGUAACAUACCUGUACAUAGGUACCAUACCUGGACAUAGGUACCAGCAAAUACUGGUGAUAGAGAAAAAAAAAUGAUUACACCACUUCAAAUCCCCCCUCCCCCCUAAAAAAAAACCCUGGGAAUCAAUGUAAGGAAUGGUCACAAUUGGUACCCUGAUGGGGGUGGGGGUGGGGAUGUUGUUGGUGAUUGCAAUAAAUAAAUUUAUGUCUGUCUGUCGCAACCCCAUUUUCCGACCUAAAACAAGUGUGUUCCAAUAUUACACCUUCAGGUAUACUGGAGGAAAAUGUUUAUUGUGCCAGGGAUAAUUGCUCCCUUGAUAGACUUGCUAUCAAUGCACAUAGCACCAUGUCCAAUUAUUACAUUAGACGAUAAUAUCAUGACCAAGGAAGUAUUAGGAAAUAAAAAAAAGAUACGUAAAAAA
Messenger RNA from Nematostella vectensis (starlet sea anemone), 4028 nucleotides. Its product is annotated as methyltransferase-like protein 22. Gene Ontology annotation, cellular component: nucleus. The transcript is spliced from 12 exons. The record is from RefSeq and is a predicted model, not a curated record. Gene Ontology annotation, biological process: protein methylation. Lineage: Eukaryota; Metazoa; Cnidaria; Anthozoa; Actiniaria; Edwardsiidae. Gene Ontology annotation, molecular function: protein methyltransferase activity. Bases 191 to 1246 code for a protein of 351 amino acids.